This is a messenger RNA of Arabis nemorensis, 342 nucleotides long. NCBI's taxonomy places the organism in Eukaryota, Viridiplantae, Streptophyta, Magnoliopsida, Brassicales, Brassicaceae. The record is from the annotation of a GenBank genome assembly.
AUGCAAAUCCAGUUACAAAUCACUGGCGUUCCUCAAGUUGGGAACACAUAUGCCGCUACUCUUCACCACCAAAUGGCGUAUAGGGUGCAAAACCAUGCAAUAGACUCGAGUCUCCCACGUGACACAGAAGAUGCACUGCUCAUACAAUUGGAGUCACAACACAGUCCAUCAUGCAUCCAUAUACCAAGACAAAUCCCUAAAGAUGAGCUGAUCAAGCUACUUCCGGAGUCAUGGGUAACCAACUAUGAAAAACUUCAUGAAAACAGCACUCCGAUACAAUCGGUAGACUCCUCUAUCAGCAGAAGAAAAGAUGGAGCCAUACAGAUAGAGUUCAAACAAUAA